AUGGCCCUGUGCAGCGGGGAGUGGGUCAGCGAAGCCGUGCUUUGGACCGCGGACUGGAGGCACAUGGGCGAGCUCAUGUGCUGCUACGUGUGCCCGAUCCUCACUGUUGAGCCCGAGACCUUCUUCAAGGUGGUUCACUCUCAUCCCAGGUCCUGGUUCCUUGCGAAGACUUACGCGCGCAUGUUUGUCAACUGGAUCAACGACGAAGAUCCGAAGCACAGGAUGGACACCAGCAAAGUGACGGACGUGAUCCGCUCUGGCAGGGCGUGGUUGGACUCCGAGGCGCUCUGGUACAAGGAGACCGGAGAGUUCUUGGAAGCGCAGUUGGAGGAGAUGGUGGAGAAGGCUCGGAAGGCUUCGGAGGAGGCCGCUGUCCAACACCUCGAACACUGCGUCUCGGACGACGGCUCACAGGACGUCCCCAACGGGUGCGGUGGCAGCAGGCCUGGCAAGCACGUGGACGCGGGGGACCACCAGCUGGCUAGGCCUGGCUCCGAAGAGGCGCCGAAGGGGCGCAGAGGCGCCGAAGGGGCCAGGCGGGUGGAGCCCUCGCCCGCCCGCGGCGCGGAGGGCCCGGGGCGCUGCCGCCCGGCGUGCGAGGCGCUCGCCGGCGCGUCCCCGGCCCAGCGCGGCCCGCGGCGCGUGCUCGCGGGCCUCUGCGGCGGACACUGA
Prorocentrum cordatum is the source of this 672-nucleotide messenger RNA. NCBI's taxonomy places the organism in Eukaryota, Dinophyceae, Prorocentrales, Prorocentraceae. The record is from the annotation of a GenBank genome assembly.